AUGGGGAGUAGAGCGCAGGAAAGCUCUCAAGAGGAGGCGGUGGGGAGUGCGGGGACGGUGGGGAGGGAGGAGGUGGUGCAUAGGGUGGCGCAGGUGGCGCACUGCCUGGCGCAGGGCAAGGCAGGCAGCGGGUUUGAUGUGGCAUCUGGCGUGUUUGGGUCCAUGUGCUACCAGCGCUUCAACCCCGCCGUCAUGCAUGCCCUCAUGGGAGCAGAGGCAGCGAUGACAGUGAGCAGCAUAUCAGCCACGCUGCGCUCUCCUCUCUGGGAUCACACGAUCUCUCCCCUGCACCUCCCACCAGGCCUUCUCCUGGUACUGGGCGAGCCAGGCACAGGGGGCACAGCCACACCCUCCAUGCUUUCUGCUGUCAUGAAGUGGCGGAAGCAGUCACCAGAGGAAGCAGAGCCCAUCUGGGAAGGCCUAAAAGAGGCCAAUGCGGCAGUUUCUGCUGCUCUCUCUCAACUGUCCCUGCUCGCUCGCACCCAUCCAGUCGCCUUCUCCACCACUCUGAACCACCUGCAGCACGUGCCUCUCACUGCAGCAACCCCAGUGGCGCCCUCUGCUGCCGCAACCCAGGUGAACCGGUUGUGUGCCCCCAAUGAGGCAGCGGGGGAUCCCCACGCUCAGGUUGAGGUACCUCCGGAGUCUACUCAACAGUUGCAAGCAGGCACAUCGGUGCAUGGUAGCAGCGACAUCAGCCAUGCAAGCAGCACCGUCGAACCACACGCACCACAGCAACCACAGGAACCUCAAGAAUCGCAAAAGAAACAAGAGCAGCAAGGAGGUGACAUCUGGAGUACCAUCCUACACGCGCUCCUCACCCUGCGGUCCUCCUUCCUCUCAGUGCGCCACCUGCUCUCUGCCAUGGGCUCUGCAGCCGCCACGCCCAUCGAACCCCCCCAGCAGACCGCUCUCCUUGACGCUACCAUGCAGCAGCCGGGGGUGGUGAUGGCAGGUGUGCCGGGCGCGGGGGGCUUUGACAGUGUGUUUGCUGUGGUGGUGGGGGAGGAGGCGGUGAGGAGGCUGGAUGUCGUGUGGGCUGGUUUAGGGGUGAUGCAGAUGGGUGUAAGGAGUGGGGCGGACGGGAUGAGGUGGGAGGAGGUAGAGGGGGUGAUGAGGAGACUGGGAAGGGGAUGA
Closterium sp. Naga37s-1 is the source of this 1137-nucleotide messenger RNA. Lineage: Eukaryota; Viridiplantae; Streptophyta; Zygnematophyceae; Desmidiales; Closteriaceae. The record is from the annotation of a GenBank genome assembly.